Teleopsis dalmanni is the source of this 484-nucleotide messenger RNA. Its product is annotated as general odorant-binding protein 56h-like. Gene Ontology annotation, biological process: sensory perception of smell. NCBI's taxonomy places the organism in Eukaryota, Metazoa, Arthropoda, Insecta, Diptera, Diopsidae. The transcript has 2 exons. Gene Ontology annotation, molecular function: odorant binding. The record is from RefSeq and is a predicted model, not a curated record. The coding region runs from base 51 to 440 and encodes 129 amino acids.
AAUUCCACACAUCACGGAUUAUCACGGACUUUUCAGAUUUUGUUAACAAAAUGAAACUUUCUAUACUUUUGAUAGUUGCCUGCUGUGCUAUAGCUUCGUGUGAACUACCCAAUGAAGGUAUUAUGAAAAUAGCUUUAGAUUGUGCAAAGGAACAAGGUGUUACUGAUAAGGAAUAUGCGGAUUUUCAUGCUGGUCUAAUUAAAGGAGCCGAUGUGAAGGAGAAUGUAAAAUGCAUGACUAAAUGCUUUUUAACUAGAAAUGGUUUUAUGGAUGAAUCUGGUAAUUUUAAGGCAGACGUUUUUGCCUCUAAAUUGGAGCAUAUGGCACCCAAACUAUUGAAUGAAAAUGUAGAGAAAUGCAUAUCAAAGCAAGCUGAAAAUUUAUGCGAGAAGGCAUUCUUAAUUUCAGAGUGCUUAAUACAACUUAAGUUAAACAUUUAAUGCAUUUUUUUCCAUUUGUUUUUACUUUAGUUGAUAUAUUAAUA